AUGUACAACACCUCUCAGGUACUCGCUCCCUCUCUACUUGGUCGUGCCAACGUCACUUCACUGCUCACCGACAGCGUUUUCCUCUUCCCCCCUCCCGACUCGACUCCGGCUUCUGCUCAAACUUCCCCUCACGAUCCAUCUACAACCCUAGCUUUCUCCUCCAUUUCUAUCGAAAUUCAUCCAACUUGCCUCCUUAUCGACGAUGGACACAACCGAGCUCCCAUCUCAUUUUCCCGUCUUCGAGACGCAUGUUCAUGUCCUCAGUGCAAACAUCCCUCCACCCGUCAAAAAACACUUACCCCCGGAACAUCCCAUCAUCUCUCUCAGCUGCCCCCUUCCGUCCUCCAGCCUUCUUCCCAGCUUAUAAAACUUGAAUGGCGAGACGGACAUGUCUCCUCUUUUUCACCUUCCGACUUAUCCGCUCUCCUUCAACCUCCAGGACGAGAGGCACAGAGCGUUUAUCUCACUUCGACACUUCGUAGACGGACAUGGGACCGUGAAAACUUGGUUAACGAAAGUGAUCAUCUUCGAAUCUCAUCUGCGGAUCUGCUUCCAGCAGGAAUCGUGAAUGAGGAGGUUUUGUUGAAGAUGUUGGAACAGGUUCAAAUCUGGGGAUUGGUCAUUCUUACUGGGGUACCCACGGAUAAAACGGAUAAUAAGGAAUGUGAACUACGGAGAGUUGCUGAGAUGAUAGGAGAGAUAAGAAAUACGUUUUACGGAGAAACUUGGGAUGUCAAAAACGUAGCAGAUGCUAGGAAUGUGGCUUAUACCAAUUUCAACUUGGGGUUACACAUGGAUUUACUCUAUUUCUCCUCUCCACCGCGAUUCCAACUCCUUCAUUGUCUUCGAUCCCGAGUACAAGGUGGUGAAUCCUAUUUUGUCGAUUCCUUCCGAGCCUUGUCACAUCCUUCACUCUCUACACAUUACCAUACUCUGACACAAGACUUAACAUACGAAUAUGAUAAUGAUGGACAUUAUCUUCAAUGUUCUCAUCCUAUCCUUCCUUCUUCCCCCACGUCGGCUCUGACGGAUUUAAGAGCUGCGGUAAAUUGGAGUCCUCCAUUUCAAGCUCGACCAUCUGCUCUUACCCCUCCUCUGAUCAGCUCGAAAAUUCCUUUUGGUUCAAGUGCUUCUUCUUUAUCACAUUUAUCAUCAUCCAAAACUGACACAUCCUCUGAACAACAAGAUAGACAGACAAAAGAGGGACAGGAAAAAGUUGAUGGAGGAUUGAUGGCAAUGAUACAAAAAGAAGAAGAUUUUUAUUCAGCUUUAUCAACUUGGGAACAAGUUUUAUCCCUUCCGGAACUCAAAUAUUCUUUCCUCUUAUCAGAAGGUGAUCUGGUGUUAUUUGAUAAUAGACGAGUGUUACAUGCUCGUACUGCUUUUCGUGAUUAUACACCGGAAGAACGUCGGAGUAAAGGGGUAGAGGUGAAAGAAGGAGAAACGAGUAGAUGGUUGAAGGGAUGUUAUAUUGAUGGUGAUGUGGUUUGGGAUAAACUGGUUACUUUGAAUAAGAAGUUGAGGGAUAGGACGUGA
Molecule: messenger RNA, 1536 nt
Organism: Tremella mesenterica DSM 1558
Lineage: Eukaryota; Fungi; Basidiomycota; Tremellomycetes; Tremellales; Tremellaceae
Exons: 3
Coding region: 1-1536 (511 amino acids)
Biological process (GO): carnitine biosynthetic process
Cellular component (GO): mitochondrion
Molecular function (GO): oxidoreductase activity
Source: RefSeq, a predicted model, not a curated record